AGACCGGUUUUUGUUUACGUUUCGUGGUGACGUUCUCGGAGCUCUGCAAGUCCCCAAACUGUGUUCCUUUGCACGUUAUGUGACACUUGUUUACUUUAAAGGGCCAUUUUUACGGACUACAAUGAGCCAACAAGGUUCUUGAGACGUCGGAAGGGGAGCCGAAUCGAGACACGGAAGAAGAGAGACACAGCACGCAGUCAAUAUGGCCGACCCAGCAGCCUUAUACCAAGGAGGUUAUGCGUUUUUGUUGACAAUUCGUACGAAUCGCUGAGAAUUCUGGAAGGAUGUUCAUCCAAGCAGUGGACAGAAAGCUGCUGUUGGUGGCCAUUACGUCUUUCAUCAUUGGCAACACCCUGGCAACCCUUUGGUGCUGGAUUCCUGCUCUAAACUGUAACACGGACCAACCAAUGGGAACCAGCCACGUCAUCAGGAAACCCAGAGCUCCUGCUGGGUACGAAAUCAAGGCAAUACUGCUGACCCCACAGCUUGGCAAGGAAAACAACAAUCUUCCCUCGGAUCCUCGAGUUACAGAGUAUAUCGGAGAGAAGGAGUGCGUUUGUACAGGAAAGUGGCACAAAGACUUCUUCUCUCCCGCCAAGUGGAAAGAGAGACAGAAAAAUCAACAGGCUAGUCUGGAGAGGUACACGCGACGACGAUCGAAGUUCAAAGAUUUCCCUAACCAAGUAGACGGGUUCUCACCUAUUAGCUACCCUGCCCAUGGACUGUACGUGCAGCCACUAAGGGCUGUGCAAAUGGAAGGCUUACAAAUCGAAUGGUUUGAUGGCAAGAAACAUUUCAGCGGCGCAGAACUUGAGGUUAAACUCCACAGCAGGAGAGGGAUAUUCAAACUACUCGCCGAUGUGGAAACCGUGAAGGUGGACGGAGUGAAAACUGCCGACUUGGUCAUCCGGACAUCAAACCCGUCUCUGCUUAACCUACAGCUACAGCAGGUCGUCUACCAGAACACGGAGUUUGACGGUAACAUGUUUGACAUAGUGGAAGUCUACUUUGACAAGUUCAACGCCACAAUUCCCAUCCAUAUCCAGCACCGACAAGUCACGUGGCUCUUCGAGCAAGGGGCAGGCAGAGUUCAGGACAGGGUGACAGUGGUAGUGAAGGCUUUUCUGAGGUACGACCACGUCAGGCAGCUGAUCGACAGCUUCAGAAGGUUUUACCCCGGAACCAGGAUCAUCGUAGCAGACGACAGCCCUGAGGAGCGAUACCAAGAUGUAAAGGAAGACUACACAGACCACUACAGGAUGCCGGAACAUGCGGGAUUUUUCGCUGGACGGAACCUGGGGUUAUCCCAGGUCACUACUGAGUAUUUUCUGUACAUGGAUGACGAUCACUACCUCAGACCCUCCACCAAACUGGAGACGCUGGUGGCGCUUCUGGAUAGCACAGAUUUCCAUGUGGCCAGCGGUGCGUACGAAGACCUGGAAGAGUUUGCGUCAGCGAUUCGCGUGGUGGGGAACCGGACUCACGCCUGCUUCGAGAAGCUGCGGAAACAUUACCACGAGAUAGACGGCUUCCCUGACUGUUACGCAGCGGACCACACGGAGAAUUUCUUCCUGGCGUCCACAGCUGAAGUGAAGGCGGUCGGGUUUGACCCUAACCCCGCACAGGCUAGGGUCGGACACCAAGAGUUCUUCACCGCCGCGCUGGGCCGGCUCCGGAUCGCAGUCUGCCGGUUCGUCAUCGUCGGGCACAACAAGUCUGCGGAGCCGGACCCGCUGUACGAGAAGUACCGCCGCACGGACAGGAAGUACCGUGACAUGCGCACCACCCAUAACCUGUACCGAGACAACCUGACCUGCACCGGCCUGAAGUACCCCCGGAUAGAGACAUACGCGCUGCACAUGAUGAUAUCAGCCGUCAUUAUCAUAUGUGGGGUUUAUAUGGUCACAGAACUAUAACUAUGGCCAGCAUUAUCAUAUGUGGGGUUUAUAUAGUCACAGAACUAUAACUAUGGCCAGCAUUAUCAUAUGUGGGGUUUAUAUAGUCACAGAACUAUAACUAUGGCCGGCAUUAUCAUAUGUGGGGUUUAUAUAGUCACAGAACUAUAACUAUGGCCGGCAUUAUUAUAUGUGGGGUUUAUAUAGUCACAGAACUAUAACUAUGGCCGGCAUUAUCAUAUGUGGGGUUUAUAUAGUCACAGAACUAUAACUAUGGCCGGCAUUAUCAUAUGUGGGGUUUAUAUAGUCACAGAACUAUAACUAUGGCCGGCAUUAUCAUAUGUGGGGUUUAUAUAGUCACAGAACUAUAACUAUGGCCGGCAUUAU
Molecule: messenger RNA, 2282 nt
Organism: Branchiostoma floridae (Florida lancelet)
Lineage: Eukaryota; Metazoa; Chordata; Leptocardii; Amphioxiformes; Branchiostomatidae
Product: beta-1,4 N-acetylgalactosaminyltransferase 2-like
Exons: 13
Coding region: 285-1916 (543 amino acids)
Source: RefSeq, a predicted model, not a curated record